GGUUGGUGGUGUGGUCAGCGGGAUCGGGAGAGCACGAAAUGGUCGUCUGCUGCAGAAGUGUAUUUGAAGACGAUGCCGGGAGCUCAAGUUUGUGUUUCGGAAAUGUCUCCAACUUUCUAAAGUUAGACUCACUGACAUGUGGUAUUUUCUCCUCCUGACUGAGUCUGGUUUGAACGUGAAAGGGUACAACGGAAGUGUCAGUGGAAAGACGUUCUUCUUAAUUUUUAGUAGAGAAUAAUUAUGCGAAUACCAACAAAGUGACUGACUCACAAAAACCAUCAAAAACUGAGGCGGUCCUCGUCACGGCAAAUUCACCACGGCCCGGCCCAGUCGUGUUGAAGACGCGGGGCGACUAGUCGAAGUCUCAAGGCGUCCCUACUCGGAAGCAGACGAGAGGCCUGCGGGACAGGUCGGUGUACGACUCGCCCCCACAAUAAUCUCCCCCUCUGCUGGUGCACCUAGCCGGAUGAACUUCCUUCUUCUGCUCUGUCAUAUUAAUAGUUGAUUCUUAGGUUAGGGUUAGUUUUUUCUUUCUCAUUCACCAGGAUGCGGGAAGAGCUAAAUUGAACUUUGUGAUUGAUUGAUUUGAAUGAAGUGGGAAGCAACGAAACAACACUUUGUCGACUUGAGCUUCCGUGUUGUCAUUUUUCCCAUUGCUGCAUGUACUGCACUGUCACUUGGGACAAAACACAAGAUUUAAAAAAGCAUAUGGAACUUUGUGGGCCCAGUCCACCUUCUAAGCUACCAAGACUGGAUAAUCUUCAUGCCUGCGAGUCAGCUACGCCACCCUGUCCUCCCUGACCCAAAAGUGCAGCCCAGGAACGUGGUAUCGCCCAUGCGUCUACAGUCAUCAGACAUUAUCAGAGUAUGACGGCCCCUACUGCUCUAAACACUCCUGCAACAUCCUCAUCUUCGUCAACCAUCAGGGAUCUGAUCAACGUUCAUCUGAACGUAAACGACGCCAGUGCCCUACUGACUGGGACCAGGACAAUGACGACCAAACCUCUGGAUCUCUCAAUCGAUGGCUCCCUGGUGCUGGACACUCACUCUCUCCUCGGAGCUAGCAUCAGCAGCAGCCAUGGUGUGCCCAACAGCAGCGGGGAUUCCGUUAAUAAUGCCAUCGCUCAAUUUAAUACCUCCACGCACCACAUCAACAACUCCUCGGCAUCGCAACAGUCGCAGUACAGCUCCAUAUUCCCCGUAGAUGACCGGGACAACCCACACCCCUUCAACGCCGUCACGGUACCCCUAGAGAGCAACCUACGCCCAAACGAGACCCACCUCGCCCGCCACUCCUGCAAGUGGAACACGUGCGGACAGAAGUUUGUUGAGAUGGAGGAUCUAGUGAAUCAUGUCAAUGAGAGGCAUGUGCUUCUGGUGGAAGGAGAGUACUGCUGCAAAUGGGAAGGGUGUAGUCGGAAAGGAAAAGGCUUCAAUGCAAGGUAUAAGAUGUUGAUCCAUGUCAGAACGCAUACAAACGAAAAACCACAUCAGUGUCCAAUAUGUCACAAGUCCUUCUCCAGGUUAGAAAACCUCAAGAUACACAACAGAUCACAUACAGGUGAAAGGCCGUAUGUGUGUCCCGUUGCCGGCUGUAACAAGCGGUACUCGAACUCCAGUGAUCGCUUCAAGCACACACGCACCCACCUAGAGGAGAAGCCCUACUUCUGUAAAGUCGCCGGCUGCGAUAAGCGUUACACAGACCCCAGCUCCCUACGGAAGCACGUCAAGACGUUUGGGCAUUACGCCAACCGUGACCACCUUAAUCAUUACAUAUCGCAGAAGCCAUCCACGACAUCCCCACCGCCAGCCAGGCCCAGCCCACGCAUCUCACCGUCGAAGCCCUCGCCCUCCCCCAUCCCGAUCAUCCCAGGUCUGACACAGUCGCCCCCAACGAGUAACGUAUCAGGGCUACCUGAGGGGGUGAUCGUUUACCCGAUCCUUGUACACUCCCCGUCGCUGCAACCUCACUACAGCUAUGUCACGCUCCCGGGACACCUGUCGGACUUUUCCGGGAAUACCUCGGCGACAUUCUCCAUGGCCAGUUUGCAUAACAAUGAGACCACCAAGGACGGGGAAAGGUCGCAGAGGUUUGGCUUGAAUCAAGACGGGCUGUCGAUACAUGAUGUGUCGAUGGAAUGCAAAAGUGAAAGCAGUUAGAUGUGAAAUUGGUACUUUUCUUGCGAAUUCUUUUAGAAACUAAGAAAAAUGUAUGAUAUUGAGUCUUCCUCUGAUGGGACCAGCUUUGUUUAGGUCCCUAUUUUCAAAAUCCUUAUAAAUGUGGUGGUAAUGUAUGUAGAUCACCAUUUUCUUGUCAUAAUACUACUCGUAUUUAUAAAACACACUUUAAGUCAUUUUAUGAAAAAAUGCCUGACUUCACGAGGCAGGACGGCCACUCCAAGGUGAGGGCUGCCACCCUAAUCAAAUGACACCAAGGGCACGUUGCCACCUGCUCCGGGGGCUGAAACAAGGCUACCCCUUUCACAGUCACCAAGGACGUAGCAUCCCAACUUUUGACAGAGCAAUUAUGGUUAAUAAGUGCCUUGCUCAAGGGCACAAGUUUGAUGACUGGGAUUUGAACCCACAUUCAGCUGCUGAUAAGACCAGAGCUUGGGUCCGGUGGUGUACCCAGUGUACGUCGUUUUGUUCUUAUCCACUGCAUGCAAAGCAGAAAGCAUCACUCAUUUAUAAACAUACGAGCAAUCGUUAUUGUUUGCACUUUGCCUCAAGAAUAGAUUCAGUUUCUGUCUGGUCAGUGAAAUUGUUGACUUGAAAUUUGAAACUUUGAUUCUCAAAUUUGACCUUUGACCUUUUUAAAGUUUGAUCUUUGCAUUUUGAGUUCUUGCGCCCGUAUUCCAGAGGAAAAACAGCAAUUGAUGGGAUUAGUUGUAUUGCAGACUUCUUAUACCAUUUAACUCACUGGACACCUUUGGUAAUUGUCAUAAACCAGUCUUCUCACUUGGUGUAUCUCAACAUAAAGCAACAAAUCUGU
Molecule: messenger RNA, 2992 nt
Organism: Asterias rubens (European starfish)
Lineage: Eukaryota; Metazoa; Echinodermata; Asteroidea; Forcipulatida; Asteriidae
Product: zinc finger protein GLIS2-like
Exons: 6
Coding region: 868-2160 (430 amino acids)
Biological process (GO): regulation of transcription by RNA polymerase II; smoothened signaling pathway
Cellular component (GO): nucleus
Molecular function (GO): RNA polymerase II cis-regulatory region sequence-specific DNA binding; DNA-binding transcription factor activity, RNA polymerase II-specific
Source: RefSeq, a predicted model, not a curated record